UUAAUUUCACAAUAAAAACGUGAAUUAUUGUAAAUAUAUUCAACUUAAUACUACUAAAAUAAAGCCACAAUGUCAAUGAAAGAGAAAGAAUUCUUCGGACCGCUAACACUUCAUCAAAAGGACGAGAAUCCCUCGAUUUUUAAAAGCGAAGAGCUAUCGGAAUGUUCUUGUGUUUUGUGCGAGGAAAAGUUCACAUUGCCUGAUAAUGAAAAACAGUUGCUCACUCAUUUGUUUAUGGAACAUCGUCUGGUUAUAGCUGAUGUGAACCAGAUCGUUGAUCUGAAGGAAUACUUGAGAUAUUGGAGACUUAGAUUUAAAGAUGAAAAUUUACCUUUCUUCUGCACCACAAUGCUUCUGGACAAUAAGCCCGAUGGUACAAAAUCAAAGAACGAAGAAUAUUACCUACUUAGUGACGUCCUCCCUGAAGACAAAGAGCUGCGAACUAAUCUUCAACAAACAAGACUCGAAAAGUUAUUAGAAAGACACCAGUUUGAACGGGAAGAUAAAAACUACAUAAGAGAAUGUCUCUUUUGCCGUAAUAUUUCAACGACAACCAGAGCGACCUAUCUAAACCACUUGUAUGAAAAACACAACUUCCAUAUAGCUAAACCAGAUAACCUAAUCUUUAUUGACGAGCUGGUCAACACUAUUGCAACAAAACUAGAGAAAUUACAAUGCAUUUUUUGUGAAGGCAACUUCAAAGAUCGAACCAUACUUAAAGAACACAUGCGUAAGAAAGGACACAAAAGAAUUAAUCCUGAAAACAAGGAAUAUGAUAAAUACUUUCUAGUCAACUACGUGGGAGAUAAGCAGCAACAUAAACAAAACUAUAGGUUAAAUAAAAAUAAUAUCACAAAGAAGUCACCGGAUUAUGAAAAUGACUCCAACAUUGAUAGUGAUCCCGAAUGGUCCGAAUGGACUGAGGAAAAUGGACCGUUAAUCACAUGUCUGUUAUGUGAGCAUACGGAGAAAGAAUAUGAUAAAAUUUUAGAGCACAUGGAAAAGCAACAUGAAUUUUCAUUCGCAAAAGCGACAGAAGGAAUGGAUUUUUAUCACAAAGUUAAAAUCGUUAAUUACAUACGUCGUCAGAUACAUAUGAAACAAUGUUUGGCAUGUGAGACGAAGUUCGAUGACUCGAAAAAUUUAGAAAAACAUUUGAAAGAUAUGAAACAUUGGGUGCUGUGUAAAGAGAAAUGGGAUCAACCGGAAUAUUAUUUUCCUACGUACGAGGAUGAUUUAUUCCUAUGUUUUAUUCAAGAUGAUGAUGAAAGUUGGUGGUCUGGUGAUGAUCAAGAUGUUGAGAAGAGGAAUAGCAUGUCGGACAGCAUAUCUAAAGAAAUGGCCAUGGCGGUACUGAACGAUUGAAUUGGUGAUUUCGUAUAAAGGAUCUGGCUUCCAAGUGAAAGACUGAUAUACUUUGUUAAUGAAUGGUGAAAUGUGGUAUACAAUAUGCAUUUGUGUAUAGUAUUUAUAUGCAAUAAUACUUGUUCUUUAUAAUAUUUAAAUUAAGUUUUAUGAAAUAUACAAAGUUAGAAUUCUUGGCCAUUUUAAUAUAGGUAAGUGUUCAACAUUUUGUUGUUUUACAUUGGCUGAUCUUGGGUUCGAACCCCAUGUCAUGCAAUAACUUGUUAUUUGUCUUAUUAGCAAAAUUGGUCUUGUUUUGUGCCUGAAACAGACAGGCAUAGAUAUUAUGAAAUGCAUUUGUAAUGUUUAUUAAAUCAAUGCAUGAAUUAGUACUGUUGAUAUAGUUAUCGGCACGAAUCUUGAGCUCUGACCUACAUCUGCGAAGAGUGACGGUUAUGACGCGAUGCACUGCGGGCCAAUCACCGCUUUAGCCCGCCCCAGCGCCUCACUUCAUACCACAAAAGAGCUCAAGAUUCGUGCCGAUAACUAUACCACUUCAUUAUACAUAUAAAGAAAUUUUUAUUAAAAAUUGCAAUAAACAACCAUGUAUAUAAUAGUGUUAUUAAAGAUAUUAUACCUUCAACAUAUAAAAGCUUAAUUGGCAUAGUGUACCUCUUUUGUAAAUAAGUAGUUUCAAAUAAAAAACUAUCAUGCAUGAUAAAAUACUACGGAAAAAAAUAAUGUGUAAAAAAAUGUAUCUUAUUGUUACAAAAAAAGUAAAGAUUGUAUGGUUGUUCUUUGUUUAAACUACAAUAAUAAUGUUGUGAACUUAUUUAAAUUCUUACCUAUGCUUAGAUACUGAUAUAAUAAUAUUUUACUGUAACAGUGUAAUAUUAUGUUAUUUAUCCUAAUAUAAACAUUUGUAUAUGUAAGAUUGUUCAUUGCUCAGUUUCUAAAAGAUUGUGAAAAUUGAACUUUGAAGUUUAUUAGGCUAUGUUCAAACAAAAUUGAAAAAAAAAAAUAAUGGUUGAAUCAGAUCAUUCAUAAUUUACGCUAAAAAUUGCUUGAUAAAUAAAGUUAUACACUUGCCAACUAUUGAAAUAAAAUAUACUCAAUAAAAA
Messenger RNA from Helicoverpa zea (corn earworm), 2465 nucleotides. Its product is annotated as zinc finger protein 277. The transcript has 2 exons. The coding region runs from base 70 to 1365 and encodes 431 amino acids. The record is from RefSeq and is a predicted model, not a curated record. Lineage: Eukaryota; Metazoa; Arthropoda; Insecta; Lepidoptera; Noctuidae.